Fomitiporia mediterranea MF3/22 is the source of this 1317-nucleotide messenger RNA. RefSeq names its product proteasome 26S subunit. Gene Ontology annotation, molecular function: protein binding. NCBI's taxonomy places the organism in Eukaryota, Fungi, Basidiomycota, Agaricomycetes, Hymenochaetales, Hymenochaetaceae. The record is from RefSeq and is a predicted model, not a curated record. The transcript has 6 exons. Gene Ontology annotation, biological process: proteasome-mediated ubiquitin-dependent protein catabolic process. Gene Ontology annotation, cellular component: proteasome regulatory particle. The coding region runs from base 37 to 1254 and encodes 405 amino acids.
UUUGCGUGUUAUUUCGUCCUCCAACGUUCUUCCAAGAUGGCCGAAGAAGUCAUUCUCCCAAUUCCGAAUCUCGAGUUACCACAGGCCCACUUUACCUUAAAUCAAUCCCAGUUGGGUCAUUUGCACCAGGACGCGCUCAAGGUGCUUUUGCAAGGAAUUGAGAAAGACCACAUGGCUCCAUACUAUCGAGCUCUCAUUGUCUUGCAGCAUCCACCGACGUCACCGAGCGCACCAUCGUCGCCAACCACUUCGCGACACAUGCAGAUCCCGUUACCUGAGGACAAAGCACUCUUAGAACGCAUGGAUGCAGCGAAUGCUGAAGAACUGAAGAAGCUGGAUGAGCGUCUAGAAGAAGCAGAAAAGACGGAAGGAGAGACUGAAAUUGCUGAUGCAUUACGUGCACGAGCAAUGUAUUUAACGCGAAUUGGAGAUAAAGAUAAAGCAAUAGCAGCUCAAGAACUCGCAUUCGAGAAAACUCCUGGAGUCGGUUCGAAAAUCGAUAUUGUUCUCACUCUCGUACGAAUAGGAUUCUUCUUCGGAGACCAUGUCAUUAUCUCGAAGAACCUCACUCGUGCAGAAGAGCUCAUCGAGAAGGGUGGAGACUGGGACCGGCGAAACCGAUUAAAGGUGUACCAAGGUCUCCACUCACUAUCCAUUCGACAAUUCAAGCGGGCAACCGACCUGUUUGUGGAUGCUCUAUCAACGUUUACUGCUACGGAGCUUCUCAAUUACAACGAUUUCGUGUCUAUGACCAUGAUUGCUGGUGCAUUAACACUAAGCCGACCAGACUUGAAGAAGAAAAUCAUUAAUGCACCUGAAGUCAUUCAGGUCAUUCAGGAACUUCCAAUCCUUGCCGAACUUACGAAAUCCCUAUACGAUUGUCUUUACGACAGAUUCUUUAUCGCGCUCGCAAAACUUGAGCAAACGCAACUCAUCCCAUCUCGUGUCCUCAAUCCUCACGCACGGUAUUACGUACGCGAAAUGCGCAUCCUCGCAUACGCACAACUGCUUGAGAGCUACCGCAGUCUAACUCUUGAGAGUCUCGCAACUGCGUUCGGUGUAUCCGUGCCCUUCGUCGAUAACGAGCUCGCUCGAUUUAUUGCUCUCGGUCGUCUCAACUGUACGAUUGAUCGCGUACAUGGUAUCGUUGAGACGAACAGACCAAGUGCGAAGAAUUCACAGUACGAGACGGUGAUUCGACAGGGCGACAUCCUUCUUAACUCGAUACAGAAACUCAGUAAAGUCCUGUACUGACGGUGCUACCUUUGAAUUGUACAUUAUCUUAGGAAGUUGCCCAAACUAGACUUUGCAGAUUGG